Molecule: messenger RNA, 843 nt
Organism: Drosophila subpulchrella
Lineage: Eukaryota; Metazoa; Arthropoda; Insecta; Diptera; Drosophilidae
Product: spidroin-1
Exons: 1
Coding region: 147-629 (160 amino acids)
Source: RefSeq, a predicted model, not a curated record
AGUUCAAACAGUUAACAUCGUUCGGCGGAGCAAAAUUUUACGGCUUCUAUUUGGGCAUAAAAAAAAAACAACUAAAAAAUUUCUUCCACACAGUUUUCCAAAUCGUUUAUAGUUCGUGUUUUUUGUUUUUUUGGGUUUCACCAAAGAUGUCGAACUCAUUUUCCUACUGGAACGGCCAGCCCGUGAAUGCGCCUGUCUAUCCGCAGAUGGGUGACCUGAUGCAGCAGUCCGCCGGUGGAGCAGCAUCGGCGGCGGCAGCAGCACUAGCGGUAUCCGGAUCUGGAGCAGGAUCUGGGCCAGGAGGACUCGCCGGAUGGCCUGGCCAAGGAGCAGGAGCGUCACAGAUGCCGGUCCAGUCGCACAAUCCAUUUGCCGCCGCCGGAGGAGCAGCAGGAAUGGCGGGAGUCCAGCGGGGCAUGGCCAUGCCAAGUGCCCCACAGAUGGGCAUGGGCGACUAUGGGAACGUGAGCUCCCCACUCACCUGCAACCUGCCCACCAACUUCUUUGGCCAAGGACCUGGACAAUUCGAGCCCUGCAUCGACAAUGGCGAGGCCUUCUGCGCCUACAACGGCAUGGACAUGAGCAUGAACUACGGCGGAGGCGGUGCAUCCAAGGGUGGCUUCUGGUAGGACGCCAGCCAACACGAACCGCACACUCAAACCCAUUGUCCAUCCCUGAUCACGGCAGCAGCAGCACUAGAUACCCAUUUUGUUACGCAACCACAUCCAAAAUGGGGACCACUACCGACACAUCCACUCCACUCCACUCCUUGCCCACGCCAACAAAGGAAUUUAGCGUUACUCCGUUGGUGCAGUUAAAUAUAUAUUUUGAGUCUUUACUGAA